Molecule: messenger RNA, 4127 nt
Organism: Melanotaenia boesemani (Boeseman's rainbowfish)
Lineage: Eukaryota; Metazoa; Chordata; Actinopteri; Atheriniformes; Melanotaeniidae
Gene: ripor2
Product: RHO family interacting cell polarization regulator 2
Exons: 22
Coding region: 271-3525 (1084 amino acids)
Source: RefSeq, a predicted model, not a curated record
UGAAACUUGGUGAAGGUCGCUGGGAGUCCUUCUUCUCACCCACACACACGCACUUCACCUGACACACACAUUGCCGUGCAGAGAGCUGAAGCUCAGCUCAGUCCCAGUCCUCUCCCACUCGUGUGAGAAGCUGCCGGUGAUCGGACUAUCGCCUGAAGCAAAGAGGCCGGGCUGGUGUUGAUUCGAUUUUACAGCCUAGUCACUCUCUCUGAAGCUCCAGCUUGUCAGCCCAGGGAGGCAAGAGGGAGAGAAGAAGAAGAGGCUGUAGUGAUGGCUAUGACCGACAUUGCAGAGAUUGACCUGGAUGAGAUGAUGCGAGAAGAAGCGGAGGAUGUCUUCUAUGAGGACGGAGUGUCGUCCCGAGUCCCGGAGAUCAUGGCGGCUGGCACUCAUUCCCCUGGUGGGCCCAAUGGCAUAAUAAGGAGUCAAUCCUUCGCAGGCUUCAGCACACUACAGGAACGACGCUCAAGGUGUAACUCCUUUAUGGGAAACUCUGCGGUGCAGAAGAAGCCACAGUCCAAGCCCAAGAAGCCUCACCUGUCAGGCCACAAAGGAGGCAGCAGCUCCAGAGAACCACAGCCCAAAAGACUGGAGGAGGUUUACACUGCACUUAAACAAGGCUUGGAUGAAUAUCUUGAAGUUCAUCAAACAGAGUUGGACAAACUCAUGUGUCUGAUGAAGGACAUGAAGAGGAACUCUCGUCUGGGUGUGCUGUAUGAUCUUGACAAGCAAAUCAAAAGCAUUGAGAGGUACAUGAGACGCCUGGAGUUCCAUAUUAGCAAGGUGGAUGAACUGUACGAGGCCUUUUGCAUCCAGAGCCGCCUGAGGGAGGGUGCCAGCCGGAUGAAGCAGGCCUUCUCUUCCUCUCCCUCAACUAAAGGCACCAAAGAAAGCAUCGCGGAGGUCAAUCGCCGGUACAAGGAAUACACCGAGAACAUGAGCACGUUUGAGAGUGAACUGGAGAACCUGCUCGGGGAGUUUCACAUCAAAAUGAAAGGUUUGGCAGGCUUUGCUAGACUUUGUCCUGGAGAUCAAUAUGAGAUCUUCAUGAGGUACGGCCGCCAGCGGUGGAAGCUGAAAGGAAGGAUUGAAGUGAACUCCAGACAGAGCUGGGAUGGGGAUGAGAUGGUCUUCAUGCCUCUCAUCACUGACCUUAUUAAUAUCAAGGUGACAGAGCUGAAGGGUUUGGCCACUCACAUGCUGGUUGGUAGCGUCAUCUGUGAGACCAAGGAGCUCUUUACAGCCAUGCCUCAGGUGGUGGCUGUGGACGUCAAUGACUUGGGAACUAUCAAACUCAACCUGGAGGUGACGUGGUACCCCUUCGAUGUUGAGGACCUGACUCUGUCAUCUGGCAACUUGAGCAAAGCCACAGCUCUCCAGAGACGAGUGUCAGUCUACAGCCAGGGCACACCGGAGACCCCCACCUUUCAGGACAGUUCUUUCUUUUCCACUUUACCAGAUGAUGUCUUUGAAAAUGGUGGCUGCGGCAUGGCAGAGUGCAAACGUUUGUCCUUCACCUUUUCUGACACCUCUGGUUCUACACCCAGCCCCAGCCCGGCACCAAGCACCUUCUCCCAAAGCCAGUCUAACCCUGAGAUCACCGUCACUCCUCCAGAAACAGAUUUAUUACCCAUACAAAUCCUCCCAACUAGGGAGGACUCUAUUGCAGAGGAGCAUUUAGUGGAGGAAGAGGAGGAGGAGUAUGAAGAGGAUGGGGAAACGGGUAGUAGAGGAAGCAGGGACAGCAGGACCAGCCCUAGCCUUGCCAGCGAUGAAGCAGAUGUUGCAGAAGAUUCAGAGUGGGAGCGCACAGAGUCCCAGCGUAAUUCCAGCUCAAACUGUGGUUCAGCUGCCCCAUCUUUGUGUUCUGAUGGGCACCUAUCCACAGUGGCUCCUGAGGACGUUUUUCUGGAUCAGGCUGAUGAGCUGAAACCCGUGGAACUGGACACAGAAGAGCCGGGCAGCCUCACCAGACAGCUAGUGAAAAGGCUUACUUCUUCAGAAAUUGUACCACCCAAUGGGAGCUCAACUGAGGGUGGAGAAAGCCUGAGUUGGGCAGGAGAGGGGAGCCGGGCUUUCCUAGAGAGUAGCCUGGAGGAGGCAAUACACAGCUUGCUGACAAGACUGGAGUCACUGACUCACCGCUGCAGAGAGCUGCAGGACCUGGAGCAGGAAGUGAUGCACCUGGAGGACCUCUUUAAGUGUCGUCUCCCGGGUCACAGGAGUCGGUCAUCCAGCCUCAGCCUGACAGUGGAGAGCGCCCUGGAGAGUUUCGACUUCCUCAACACUUCUGACUUUGAUGAUGAGGAUACUGGAGAUGAUCAUGCUGGCCUCAGCAUUCCCCCACAGAGGUCUCCCCUUUUUGAUGCAGAUGGGGAGAGGAUUGGUGGUGAUGUCUGGUAUGUGCUGCUCAGGGGCCAGCAUCCAGAAGCCAGAGGGCACCCAAGCGAAGCCCUGACAGAGGAUACUGGCGUGGGCAACAGUGUUGCUGGAAGCCCCCUACCACUCACUACUGGAAAUGAAAACCUAGAUGUGGCCAUCGUCAUCCACCUCCAAUACUGUAAUCACCUCAUACAGUUGUUGACCAGUGGGGUGGGUGGAUGGCAGCGUCGCAGUCUGCUCCUCAAACUGUCUGGACAAACGCAGCUACUAGAAGAGCUCGCAGAGAUCAGUGUGGAUCGACUGGGAACUAUUACCUCUGCUGCUGAUGUCCUCCCAAGCUUGGCGGAGCGCCCCCAGCUGAUGACACUCUGGUCAGAGUGCAGUGGGUCUGCGGGGCUCUUCCACACCACCUUGGACAGUGUGUUCAAACUCAUGAACCAGCGCUACAUAACAGUGCUGCAGGAGAGAUACCCACACAGCGCUGACACAGUGAUUGGUGUAGUAGUAGGUGAGAUGGUGGACAGGAGUGACCUGGCAGAGGUACAAACCCCCCCUGCCACUGCUCUCUGCCAGGAUGUUUUGACUGUGUUUCAGUUCCACAGCUACAUAUUACAGCAUGGAGUUCAGGACAUGGAGACUCACUUGUUACACCUGGCAAGAGAGGGGGUGUUUGCAGAGGUCCUGUGCAGUGGGGAUUAUUCUCAGUGUCUGGCAGAGCUGGAGGAGGUACACUUGUCAACGCUUGGGCCUCAAAAGAGCACUCUGAGGGCCCUGGCUUCUCUGCUCACUGCAGAGGACCCUCAGGUCAACAAGGCAGCUGCCGACUACCUCUCCUCUGGAGCAACAGACAGACACUUCAGGGCCAGGGCAGUGGAGUGCUACACUCAGGCGCUGUCAGAGGCUGGAGUCCAGAGCCAGAGGGCCGCCUGCUCAGCUCUCAGCUGUCUGCAGGCAGUAGAGAGCAUCAGAGCAGUGAUAGCACUGUGUGAUUCAGCCGAUGAGGAGCUCCGCCAUGUCGCCAUAGAAACAUUGCUUACAUUUGGUGAGGAAGGGCGGCUGGCGUAUGAGCAGCUGGACACAGUUCCAAGGGAAAUGAUCCGUCUUGGCACGCGGCGAGGAAACGCUGUCACCACUGCCUUCUGAGCCAUCACGCCACUUCAAACACAACAGAGCAAUCCCAGCCCAUCCUCAGAGGACCACUUUAACCGUCAUUAAACUGCACACCUCUCAGGGCUGGUCUAUUUAUUAACCUGCUCUCUUGCGAUAAGUUUUUCACGUCGCAUCCACAGUUGAUUCCUGUUCUCACUUAUACUGCCUUUUGAAAGGAUCUAACAACAAACAGUCUUAACCACAAAGACACACAACCUGUACCCCUCCUGCUACACACUUGCACCAGUUGUUCCUUUUUUAUUUAAAUAUUGGACACUCCCUGCACACCUCCUUACCCUGCUUUCUGAGCCAGGCAGACCAGUCAGGUUAAGUAAAAUUGGAUGUGGAACUGGAAUUUGACUGGACGCAAAGCUGCUGCAAAAGACUGUGGAAAUCUAUAAAUGCAUCGUCACUCCACAAACAUCCUCCACCACAAAGCUAUCCACUGCACACAACACUCGUAUCACUUACUGAAUAAGGAUCAUCUUGAUUGUUAAAGAGUCAGCUGUUAUGCGAUGUAUUCUAAUCACUGAAACAUGUUUAAGUUGUUUUUUUUUUUUUGUUUUUUUUGCAUUAGAAAGGUUUUCUGGUAUUUU